Messenger RNA from Didymodactylos carnosus, 795 nucleotides. The record is from the annotation of a GenBank genome assembly. Lineage: Eukaryota; Metazoa; Rotifera; Eurotatoria; Philodinida; Philodinidae.
AUGGGAGCUGCCAUACAAACAGUACUAAUAACAAUUCGUGGUCGUGGUGUGAAUGCUCGCCAUGCACUGUCGGUACAAGGCGGUACUCUUAACGCUAUUCUUCUUGCUGCCUCUACAUGGUUUUCAUCGAUUUUAGCUCUAGAACGUACGUUAAUCGAAUUAUUUUUCUUUAAACUAUUUGGUUUGACAAGAAAACAUGCACUUAUAAUUGUAUUACUAAUUCUUAUAUUUUGUGUAUGCGGACGUAUUCCUACAAUGUUAACGAAAGUGAUAGCACGGGACCCAGAUGAUUAUCAUCAUCAUUCAUUUAUAUGUACGUGGAAAGCAGAUACAAAUCUAUACAGUAAACUUGAAUUAAUCUAUCAAUGGAUUAACACGGGCGGUACAUGUUUUCUACAUUUCCUAGCAAAUAUUUUAACCCUAAUUAGUAUUGCAAGACGUAAAGUUUAUUUAUCAAGAAACCAUACAUAUGAGAUUACAUAUUGGCGUGCAUGGUGUAUACAACUUUCAAAGCAUCGCGAUUAUUUUAUACCACCGACCGUGAUUCUACUAAGUCAGUUAGGUCCAAUAUUAUUCUUUCAAAUCGGUGAGCGUCAAGAAUGUUUAGAACCGAAACCAGGUUUGUGGGCACAUCUGCACUUAUCAGUUAGUUUUUUACAAUGGAUUCCACAUACUGUCAUAUUUUUAAUAUUUAUCUAUCCUUCAGAAAUCUAUAUGAAAGAAUUUUAUUCAAAUACAUAUGCUGGUAAAUGGCUUUUAACGAUAAAAGAAAAAAAGUAUACAUGUUGUUAUUGA